Syngnathoides biaculeatus (alligator pipefish) is the source of this 3725-nucleotide messenger RNA. RefSeq names its product EH-domain containing 2b (gene ehd2b). The record is from RefSeq and is a predicted model, not a curated record. NCBI's taxonomy places the organism in Eukaryota, Metazoa, Chordata, Actinopteri, Syngnathiformes, Syngnathidae. Gene Ontology annotation, molecular function: GTP binding; calcium ion binding; protein binding. The transcript has 7 exons. Gene Ontology annotation, biological process: endocytosis; endosomal transport. Bases 168 to 1802 code for a protein of 544 amino acids. Gene Ontology annotation, cellular component: cytoplasm; plasma membrane.
AGAGUACAACAUCAAACCUUGUAGAAUACAGAACGAAAAGGACGCCCUUUUUCUUUUUUCUUUUUUUUUUUUUUUAAACCUCUGCAACCAGCCUGUUGAGUCGACCAGCGGUACACCCUUGUCAAGUACUUUCUGGAGAGGAGCGUCAAGGUCAAGAUUUCGUGGAGAUGUCACGCUGGGGGCGUAAGAACGUAAAGAAGGCUCCAGAGGUGAUCCGCACGGUGACAGAGGGACUCAAGUCUCUGUACCGCAAGAAGCUGCUGCCCCUGGAGCAGUACUAUGGCUUCCAUGACUUCCACUCGCUCAGCAUGGAGGACGCUGACUUUGACAACAAGCCCAUGGUGCUGGUGGUGGGCCAGUACUCCACCGGGAAGACCACCUUCAUCAAGUAUCUGCUGGAGCAGGAAAUUCCCGGCAGCCGGGUGGGACCCGAGCCCACCACUGACUGCUUCACGGCCAUCAUGCACGGUGAGGUGGAGAGCGUCAUUCCCGGGAAUGCACUCAUCGUGGACCCGAACAAACCGUUCCGGAAGCUCAACCCCUUUGGGAACACCUUCCUCAACAGGUUCCAGUGUGCCCAGAUGUCCAAUCAGGUUCUGGAGAGCAUCAGCAUCAUCGACACACCUGGAAUCCUGUCAGGGGCCAAGCAGAGAGUGAGCCGAGGCUAUGACUUUCCCGCUGUGCUGCGCUGGUUCGCUGAGCGAGUGGACCGCAUCAUCCUGUUGUUCGACGCCCACAAGCUGGAGAUCUCGGACGAGUUCUCGGAGGCCAUCGGCGCGCUGAAGGGCAACGAGGACAAGCUGCGGGUGGUCCUCAACAAGGCCGACAUGGUGGGCACCCAGCAGCUCAUGAGGGUCUACGGCGCACUCAUGUGGUCCCUGGGCAAGGUGUUCGGCACCCCUGAGGUUCUGAGGGUUUACAUCGGCUCCUUCUGGUCUGAGCCGCUCAUGGUGUCUGACAACCGCAAGCUGUUCGAGCUCGAGGAGGAGGACCUGUUCGCUGACAUCCAAAACCUUCCUCGCAACGCAGCUCUGCGCAAGCUCAACGACCUGGUGAAGCGGGCACGAUUGGUCCGGGUGCAUGCUCACAUCAUCAGCUACCUGAAGCAGGAGAUGCCGUCGGUGUUCAGGAAGGACAACAAGAAAAAGAACCUCAUCUACCAGCUGCCCGUCAUCUUCUCCAAGAUACAACUGCAGCACAACAUCUCCGCCGGAGACUUCCCUGAUUGUGCCAAGAUGCAGGAACAACUGAUGGUUCAUGACUUCAGCAAGUUCAAAACCCUGAAGCCCAACCUGAUGGCGGCCCUGGACGAGCUACUGUCGGUGGACAUCGCCAAGCUGAUGCCGCUUCUGCGGCAGGAGGAGCUGGAGGCUGGCGAGCAGCCCGGCGUGCAGGGCGGCGCCUUCCUGGGCACCCGCGCCGGACCCUUCGGCGAAGGCGACCCCUUCGGGGACGAGGAGGAGGAGGCGGGCGACGGCGACGAGGAUGAGCCCGACAAGUGGGUGGUGACCAAGGACAAGCCCAAGUACGACGAGAUCUUCUACAACCUAGCGCCCAACGAGGGCAAGCUGAGUGGCACCAAGGCCAAGAACUGGAUGGUCAGCUCCCGCUUACCCAACUCUGUGCUGGGUCGCAUCUGGAAGCUGUCCGACGUGGACCGGGAUGGCAUGCUGGAUGAAGAGGAGUUUGCCCUGGCCAGCCACCUGAUCGAAGUCAAGCUGGAGGGCCACGGUCUGCCCCCGGAGUUGCCCAUCCGCCUGGUGCCGCCCUCCAAGCGCAGGCAGAAAGGUUCUGAUGCCUGAACCAAUCAGUGGCUGGAUGGAUGCAGUAAUUCCCGACUAUUCAGGGGUGAUACGGACAGUUGAAAAAACUUUCUUGACACCAAUUACUACUUUCCUUUUAGCUUAGAGGUUGGUGCCACCUUGUGGCACCUUACGGCGUUGUGGCAAGAGCACACAAGAAAUGCGCUGGGAACCCUGAAUAACAAGGUAUUUCAGUGAAUAAAUAGAGAAGGUUUCAAAAAGAACAUAAUUAGGAAAUGAAAUUGGGACGAGUUAGUAGGGAUUAGUCUAUUUCCUAUAUUGUUAGUUACAAUAGUAAGUAUACACCAAAUUAUCACCCUAAAACAUGGGAAUAUAAUUUCAAACUCAUUCUACAACAGUGCUCUAACGGGGGGAGAAAAAGAAAUUGACUUAGAUGUACAGAUCGACCAGUGAUGGAUGGAUAGACAAACUCUUCACAUCUGUUGUCUAAUGUGGGGGAUUAGUGCUCCUGUUUCUGUUCCCUUCAAUAAAUACAACAGAUUAAUUUGAAUUUAGCACCUGAAACAAGAUAACGGCCCUGCUUUGGAAUAAUAAACAAACUUACUGGUCGCAACAUUAGAUACACCAUUCAUUCAUGCAUUUAUUCAUUCAUCUUCCGUACGGCUUAGAAUAUAUCGAGUAUAUCCACUUGUAUCCAUUGUAAAAAGUUUUAAAGAUCUAAGUAAGAGCACAGAUCUCCACCAAGGAUAAAAAUCUUUCCAAAAACUGACAGUUUUGUUGAAAAGUUGCUGCAUUCAAAACUGUCGGGAAUUAAGAAACGGAUCACUUGCCUAAGUUAAAGCAUAUAAGGACACAAAAAUCAGACAAAUGUCCUAUCGUGUGUUUUUGGUGCAUUAAAUGUUGAUGGGAAAUCACAAAUAUUUCAAACUCAAUUACACCACAACAGUGCAUGUAAUGUUUGUUUUCUAGCUGUUUUGCUGCAUUCAAGACCACCGGGAAAUCAGAAAUAACCUUCCGGGGUGCGACCUUGGAACAGUCCAGUGAAGCGUGAACUAAAAUCGUGGCUGAGAAUCGCGAUACGUUAUUUCUUUUGUAUUUGAAUAAACAAUCAAAGCAAACAGUUUUAUUUACUGUGCUACAUUCAAGGCUGCUAGAAAAUCAGAAAGACUUGAGUGGUCGCACUUUUUUGUGUUUGUUUUACCUCCCAGAAAUAAUGCAGAGACAGAUACAAUUAGAUACAAAAAACAAGUGUGUUUGAUGUCAAUGUCUAAUAUAAGCCAUAAUUGCAGUGAACAGUACUUUUAUUGCCUUUUACAUCAUAUGUGGGCAGCGGUUGUUUGUUUACAUUCAAGCGACGGUCCACCAUUUUGGACAUUUCCGACUCCCCGAGGUUUGUUCAAUGGAGUAUUUGUAUUUGUUCGAAUCCAACCCUUUCUGGCCUCGUGACUGAGCAAAACUCUUAAGACUUUCUCCUUGCCCGAGGUCAGAAAAGUCUGUCCGAUUGUCAUGAAACAGCAUUUCUUAGUUAGUUAGUACUGCAGUCCAUUUCCACUCUUGCAUUGGAUCCAAUUAGAUGGUGCAAAAGUACCGAAUGAAGUGGUUUCCUGGUGAAUAAAAGUAUAUCUAUCAUAACCCCUACGCAUGAUGUAUUUUCGCCUAUUGCCCUACACGCCGCUUCGUGAGCUCACCUAUUGUGUACGUAGCAUCAUUAGCAUUUAUUUUUACCACGAAUGCAUUUGCAGCUUUGUCCGCACUUUUUCUUUGUGUAUUUUUUCAGGUGGGUCUCAUCCCUGCUUCUGUUUACACAAUUGUAAUAAAAAUGUCCACAGAGCCAGAGAACUACUACUGCUAUUAUUAUUAUUACUACUACUACUACUACUACUACUACUACUACUGUGGACAGCGCCACCCUCUGGCAUCGUGUGGGCUACUACAAUACUGCAAUAAAGUUACCUGACUGUG